GUGAUGACAUUGUUCCUGAGUACCAGCUGAGUGCACCUAUACAUCCACCUCUGUGGAGGAGCGGCUAUUCAUCUGUCUGAGCCACCACAGGUGGACAAAGGGACAAGCAGGCAGGUAGAUAAAACCCUAUCCAGUAGAGUCUGCUCUGCUGUUGACACUUUGAUGUGUAUUAUACGUCUCAGGUUUCCUGAUUGUUUCAGAGGAAAUUAGGGAUUGAUUGUGGAUCAUCCAGGGUUCUGGGUUUCACUGUCAGCCAGGGCAUGGGUCAGGCUGCAUCCUGGAGGAACAACUCUGUGAUAUCUGAAGAAAGACCACCAAGAUGCUCCAAUAACGACUGAAUUACCAAGUAUGCAGCCUGCUGCCUCAGUUCUGGCUGAAAGAGGGAAUUAUCUGUGGUGGGAUGCAGAAACAUUACCUUUUAAGAUUUUGUUUUUUAUGAUUUUAAAAUUAUUUCUUUAGCCAGCAUCUUCUUCUUAUGACAACAAUAUUUCAGUAGUAUUGCCACCAUUGAGGGAUUCCUGAAGGAUCUGCCACUUCUACAAAGAGUCAAAUGGAGAAAAAAUACCCAGUAAUAGCAGGAAGAGAAAAAGGACCGGGGCCUGGACGCUACGGACUUCCUCCCACUAUUGGAUUUAUGGGCCAUGACUUCACCAAACCAACUAGUCCUGCCUAUUCUUUCCACGGCAGGAUGAGUGACACUAUGUAUUGUGUUGACUCCAGUCCAGGGCCGCAGUAUCACAUUGAUGCAAAAAUCACUCGUUUUGGACGAGAUGGCACACCUGCAUACUCAAUGUUGGGCAGAGUGAAAGCACAAAAGGAGCUCCUCCAGACACCUGGACCAGGAGCAUACAGCCCUGAGAAAACCCCAACAUGCAACCUCCAGCGCAGACCCCCCUCCUACACAAUGGGGUCACGUACACACUACCGGAGCGUUGACUCGGUGCCGGCUCCCAACAAGUACUGUCUCCCUCCGCUCAUGGGCCCUCAAGUCCCAAACAAGCAAGCCAGCGCAAGCUACACGAUGUCAAGUAGUUACAGCACAGGGGGACCAUCUGUGGAUUUAGCCAAGACGCCGGGGCCUUGCAGGUACAACAGUACGGACCCGAGUGUUUAUCUACCCAGAGAGCCGGCAUUCUCCAUGCUGGGGCGUCACGGAUUACCCAGAGAUGCCACCAAGAAACCCGGUCCUGGGACUUAUAACCCAGAGAAAGUGACAGUUCACAAGGCUCGGGCACCAGCCUACUCCCUGGGCAUCAGACACUCUGAAUUUGUUACUCCACUAGUUGUCCAUGUUUCUGACUGAUCAUUAUCACAAACAUCAUUGUGUAAUCUGGUAGAAAAAAUAUUCAUGAGCAAACAUAUGUGGAGAAGUACAUUUAAUUUUGUUCUUUCAGCAACAAAGACCAUGUUGAAUCAACAAUGACUCAAUCAACAUUUAUAAUAUCUAGAAAUAAUAAUAUGUACACAACAUACAAACAUACAUUUAGAAGAACAGGAAAACAGAGAGAGAGCUCUUUUGGGGAAAAUAAUAGGUU
Molecule: messenger RNA, 1535 nt
Organism: Sebastes umbrosus (honeycomb rockfish)
Lineage: Eukaryota; Metazoa; Chordata; Actinopteri; Perciformes; Sebastidae
Gene: cimap1d
Product: outer dense fiber of sperm tails 3-like 2b
Exons: 4
Coding region: 551-1303 (250 amino acids)
Cellular component (GO): cytoskeleton
Source: RefSeq, a predicted model, not a curated record